ACUACAACUGCUGCACCAACAACUACAACUGCUGCACCAACAACAACAACUGUGGCACCUACAACCACAACUGCUGCACCAACAACCACAACUGUAGCACCAACAACCACAACUGAAGCACCAACGACAACUGCUGCACCAACAACCACAACUGAUGCACCAACAACGACAACUGUAGCACCAACAACUACGACUGCGGCACCAACAACGACAACUGCUGCACCAACAACUACAACUGCUCUGCCAACGACAACAACUGCUGCAACAACAACUACAACUGCGGCACCAACAACGACAACUGCUGCACCAACAACUACAACUGCUGCACCAACAACUACAAAUGCUGCACCAACAACAACGACUGCGGCACCAACAACUACAACUGCUGCAGCAACUACAACUGUAGCACCAACAACAACAACUGCGGCACCAACAACGACAACUGCUGCACCAACAACUACAACUGCUGCACCAACAACUACAACUGCUGCACCAACAACAACAACUGAUGCACCAACAACGACAACUGUAGCACCA
This is a messenger RNA of Gadus morhua (Atlantic cod), 537 nucleotides long. RefSeq names its product integumentary mucin C.1-like. The transcript has a single exon. Lineage: Eukaryota; Metazoa; Chordata; Actinopteri; Gadiformes; Gadidae. The annotation marks the transcript as partial. The record is from RefSeq and is a predicted model, not a curated record.